Molecule: messenger RNA, 178 nt
Organism: Funneliformis geosporum
Lineage: Eukaryota; Fungi; Glomeromycota; Glomeromycetes; Glomerales; Glomeraceae
Source: the annotation of a GenBank genome assembly
CGAACCAAUAAGUUGGUGGAAACAGAAGUUGAGGUUGAAGAAGACGAAGGAGCUGGUGUAGAAAUAACAGCUACCUUUGGAGCUUUUGGAAUGACAUAUAGAAUAAACUUGGGGUCACUAAUUUUUUGUUAUUUUGCAACAUUUUUACGCGUCAUAACUCUCUCGCGUAGUGAAGAAG